AAAAACUUUCUGUGAAUUUUGCGGCACCGCUUGAUUUCUGGAUUUGACAACCCCCGAUUUCAGUCGACAAUCGAGAGUCAGCCGCCAAGAUGGGUAUCGAUCUCCGCAAGCACCACGAGCGGUCCACUCACCGCAAGGCCCCCAAGAGCGACAAUGUCUACUUGAAGCUCCUGGUCAAGCUUUACCGCUUCCUUGCCCGCCGCACUGACUCUGCCUUCAACAAGGUCGUGCUCCGCCGGUUGUUCAUGUCCCGCAUCAACCGUCCCCCCAUCUCUCUCUCUCGCAUUGCCGCCAACCUCAAGAACGGCAACGAGAAGAAGACCGUCGUUGUUGUCGGUACCGUCACCGAUGACAACCGUCUCCUGACCGUCCCCAAGGUCGCGGUUGCUGCCCUCCGCUUCACCGCCACUGCCCGUGCUCGCAUCGAGGCUGCCGGUGGCCAGGCCAUCACCCUCGACCAGCUCGCCCUUGAGAAGCCCACCGGUGCCAACACCCUCCUUCUCCGUGGCCCCAAGAACGCUCGCGAGGCCGUCAAGCACUUCGGCUUCGGUCCCCACAAGCACAAGAAGCCCUACGUCGCUUCCAAGGGCCGCAAGUUCGAGAAGGCUCGUGGUCGCAGAAGAUCCAAGGGUUUCAAGGUCUAAACGGAGCAAAGAUACCCCUGGCGACAUCCUCUGGUACAAGGCGUGGGGAAUCUUUUGCUGCUCUCUCUUGUACUGCUGGCAAGAAUGGCUAUGCUUGGCUGUUUUUGCUGCGCGUAUUUGGGUUUGCAUGGGGCAAUACUCCGGGCUGCGGCUGGCGUGCAAACAUCAUAGGGCAAAUUCCUUCAGUUCAUGACAAGGAAAUUGAUGACCACCACGUCUUAACCAGAA
Messenger RNA from Neurospora tetraspora, 872 nucleotides. Its product is annotated as ribosomal protein L18e/L15P. The record is from RefSeq and is a predicted model, not a curated record. NCBI's taxonomy places the organism in Eukaryota, Fungi, Ascomycota, Sordariomycetes, Sordariales, Sordariaceae. Gene Ontology annotation, molecular function: structural constituent of ribosome; RNA binding. Gene Ontology annotation, biological process: translation. The transcript has 4 exons. Gene Ontology annotation, cellular component: ribosome; cytosolic large ribosomal subunit. The coding region runs from base 90 to 644 and encodes 184 amino acids.